GCGCUCUUCUGCAGCUGCACGUCCGAAGAAGAAGAAUCCCGGAAGUGUGCGGAACCGCUGACCCACAUCCGCAGCAGCAGCAGCGAAUAAUCUUCAGACUCAGCCCAGGAGCUGCUCCUUCAACAUGGCCGACAUCUGGCAAAGCGCCAUGGAUCACGCUGUGGCCAUCGCACGAAAAGCUGGAGAGGUGGUACGUGAAGCUCUGCGUGAUGACAGGAAGGUGAUGACAAAGAGCUCGUCGGUCGACUUGGUGACACAAACCGAUCAGAGGGUGGAGCAACUCAUCAUCCAAUCAGUGAAGGAGAAAUUCCCCACACACAAGUUCAUAGGGGAAGAGUCAGUGGCUGCAGGUGAAGCGUGUGACCUCACAGACUCUCCCACCUGGAUCAUCGACCCCAUCGAUGGGACCACCAACUUUGUUCACUCAUUUCCUUUUGUUGCUGUUUCCAUUGGGUUCUCUGUCAACAACCAGACCGAGUUCGGUGUGGUCUACAGUUGUCUAGAAGACAAGAUGUUCACAGCGAGGAGGGGGAAGGGAGCGUUCUGUAAUGGAGAGCCACUGCAGGUUUCUGAUCAGGAAGACAUCAAACAGUCAAUCAUCGCCACAGAGUUUGGAUCCAACAGAGACCCUGAAGCUGUGGAUAAAAUCUUCUCCAGUCUGAGGAACAUCCUCUGCAUCCCUGUGCACGGUGUGCGCAGUGCUGGAACUGCAGCAAUCAACAUGUGUCUGGUUGCAUCUGGUUGUGUUGAAGCUUAUUAUGAGAUUGGGAUCCAUGUUUGGGACGUGGCUGCUGGCUCGCUGAUCGUCUCCGAGGCUGGAGGAGUCCUGAUGGAUGUGGAGGGAGGAGAGGUGGACCUGAUGUCCCGGAGGAUCGUCGCUGCCAACAGCAGAACCAUCGCUGAGAGGAUCGUCAAAGAAAUCGAGUCCUUCAGUCUGCCCAGAGACGAUGCUCCGACAAAACACUGAAGAACUGAAACUCACUGAUGCUGAUGUUUCAUUUAGUUUUAACACUUUGAGAGAAGUAAAGUUUGUCUUAAGAAAAUCAA
Molecule: messenger RNA, 1047 nt
Organism: Lates calcarifer (barramundi perch)
Lineage: Eukaryota; Metazoa; Chordata; Actinopteri; Centropomidae
Gene: impa1
Product: inositol monophosphatase 1
Exons: 9
Coding region: 125-967 (280 amino acids)
Biological process (GO): inositol metabolic process; phosphatidylinositol phosphate biosynthetic process; signal transduction
Molecular function (GO): inositol monophosphate 1-phosphatase activity
Source: RefSeq, a predicted model, not a curated record